Molecule: messenger RNA, 1831 nt
Organism: Caenorhabditis angaria
Lineage: Eukaryota; Metazoa; Nematoda; Chromadorea; Rhabditida; Rhabditidae
Source: the annotation of a GenBank genome assembly
AUGAUGAAAAACGAAUGGCCCUCGUUUUUCCCCCCAACACCAACUCCUUCCGCAUCCAAUAGUUAUCCACCGUCGACUUCUGCUGCUGCUGAUAAUAAUCAAUUUAAUGUGAAUCCGCCGACGCUUCAGCCAAAUUCGCAGCAAUUUUUUAACGCUCCUCCCAGUGAGGAGAAUCAUUCCCCACAAAUUGUGCUAAAAAUCCCGAAAAGUGAACAAGAACAAGUUAAUGGGGGGCAAGUUAAGGUAAAUUAUUGUGUUUUUUUCCCAAAAAAAAAUAAAUUAUACAUUUUCAAAAAUGAUUUUUUGUAGGGUGAAAGAUGUGUUGGAUGUGGCAGUGAAUCGUCAAUCCGUGUUCAUUAUGGUGCAAGUUCAUGUCAUGGUUGUAAAGCAUUCUUCCGACGAUCAGUUUUCGAAGGUCGACAAUAUAUGUGUAGUUUAGAUAAUAAUUGCGAUAUCACAAAUGAAUCCAGAAAUCGCUGUCGUGCUUGUCGCCUCCGAAAUUGUAUUGAUGGGGGGAUGAAUCCGAAACAUGUUCGGGAAGAGAGAUCGAAAAUUGAGCGAAUUGCACCCGGAACCACAGUUUGCACGGUGUCAGCGAAUGGUGUGUCGAUCAACAGCAUGCCAUCGACACCUGCCAGUUUCGCACCAUCAAAUUUGAUUUCACAGCCUCCUGCGUCAGUUGAAUCACACGCCUCUUCGGGAAGUGAAGCAGAAGGUGCCGAUAGAAAAAAUCGUGAGUUGUUCUUCUUGUUUUUCAUUCCAAUCUUCCAAAGAUCCUAUAAGAUUAGGCAAAUUUGUCCUAUUUUUCAGUUUCGGAAAACACCUUGACACUUUUCAUGUGUUCGCUGGAAAAACAAACCGAAUUAUUGACCGAUGAUGAUGUGAAGAAUAAUGAUGUUAUGGGAGCUUGGAGUAGAGAUAUCAGCUUGACCUUUGGAUUGCAACAUCCACAAACAGUUAUCAAAAGAUUACCAGUAAGUUUGAUUAUUCCUAGGAAACUUCCAGCUCAGACUCUGAGCCUCAGAGAAAAAUUUAUUCAAAAAUUUUCAGCUAAAAUACACCUGUGAACGAAUCAUGGAAGCCAGUGAUUUAUAUUUGAGUUGGUAUCGAUCAUUCGUAUUUUGUGCUGAUUGGGCAAUGGGAAUUCCUGAUUUCCGUGUUCUACCCCUCGCAGAUCAGACAACACUAUUCAAGCAAAACUUCAUGGCCUUCGGUUGGAUCACUUUUGCUUACAAAUGUUAUGAAUUGGGACAAUUUAACAAUGGAAUUCCAUUGGGGAAUGGAGCGUAUAUUCCAUAUAAUGACGAAGAGCAGAAAAAAUUGCCGGAAAGAUGGGCGCAAACCUAUGGAGUUGUUUGUAAAAAAUUGAUGGAUUUGAUUGUUAAAGUUAUGAUUGAAUUGCAAAUUAGUGAGGAGGAAUAUUGUUUGAUUAAGACGAUUUCGCUAUUUCAACUUGGUAAGUCCCCAGAAAAUUUUAAUUUUCAAAUUUUUAUCUAAAAAUAUUUAUAGAUUGUAUAUUAUCUGAAAGCGGCGCUGCAGUUUGCUCGAAAAUGAAGGAAAGAUUAUUGGAAGCAUUGUCAACGCAUAUUGAGAAACGUUUUCCACAUUAUAAUCAGACACAAAAAACAACAAGAGCUCUCAAAAUCUCAUUGAUGCUCCCUAGUUUUUCGGUUAGUUUUUUUCUUUGUGAUCUCUAAAAACCCCUAAACUAACCGUUUUGCAGCAUAUUGGACAAGUCGAAUCGACAUUAAUUCAACAAUUGACAGCAGCCGAUCUUCAUCAAUUGAGCGGAGUUCCGAUGGAAAUUUGCACGGCGCAACAACAAAUCUAG